AUGGAUGGCGCGAUCAAACACCAAACAUAUACGAUCGACUUGGUCAAACGUCGAAUCCAGCAGAAGAUCAACCAGAGAGACUUCAUGAGCUACCUGUUGGUAGAGCGCGACGCAUCCCAGAUAUCAGACAUUCAGUUGGCCGCUCACGCCUCGGACUUUGUCAUUGCGGGGAGUGAAACAACAGCCACAUGUCUGGCAACCGUCAUUUACUACGUCGGUCGUAAUCCCCGCAUUCUCAAGGCAUUGCAGAAGGAGGUUCGAUCCGCCUUCGGAAGCUACAAGGAGAUCAAUGGACAAUUCACCUCCUCGCUCAAGUACUUGCACGCGCUUUAUUACCGAUACGAUCUGAAGCUGAUGGACGAUGAGGUGGAAUGGCACAGGGACGUGGCCAUGCAUCUCCUGUGGGUUAAGCCCAAGCUCAUCACGCAGGUGCUUCCACGGGCGAAGUGA
Messenger RNA from Penicillium hordei, 450 nucleotides. RefSeq lists its product as uncharacterized. The transcript has 4 exons. Bases 1 to 450 code for a protein of 149 amino acids. Gene Ontology annotation, molecular function: monooxygenase activity; iron ion binding; oxidoreductase activity, acting on paired donors, with incorporation or reduction of molecular oxygen. NCBI's taxonomy places the organism in Eukaryota, Fungi, Ascomycota, Eurotiomycetes, Eurotiales, Aspergillaceae. The record is from RefSeq and is a predicted model, not a curated record.